Messenger RNA from Fulmarus glacialis (Northern fulmar), 2358 nucleotides. RefSeq names its product leucine-rich repeat neuronal protein 4-like. The record is from RefSeq and is a predicted model, not a curated record. Gene Ontology annotation, molecular function: protein binding. Lineage: Eukaryota; Metazoa; Chordata; Aves; Procellariiformes; Procellariidae.
AUGUUUUCAUGCUUGCUCAUCCUCUCUCUGCUGGUGGGGAACACAGCAUUGGGCCCAGUGAGCAGAGCAGAGCUUGCAGCAUCCAGGGACAUCACCACCUUUUUCCAGCUGGCUCAGGAAGACUCUUGGGAGAACGUUAAUCUCACCAGCAUGUCCUGUGAGAAAACCCUGCAGUUGACCAACAGCAGCCUGACAGCUUUCCCUGUCUGCCUUCCGGAGGCCCUGGAGACCUUGGAUCUCAGCAACAACCUUUUAGAAGAGGUGAACGGCACGGAGAUAGCAAACCUCCCGCGGCUACGCAUCCUCUCACUGAGACAGAACCAUCUCCAGGCAGUUAGAUGGGGAUCUGAAGCCCUCAGCAGUCUCCUCUCCCUGGACUUAAGCUUCAAUAAGCUGUCAUCCGUGCCAUCAUGCCACAGCUCUGCCCUGCCUAACUUGAGGUGGUUGUCCCUGGCUGGAAAUCCACUGAUUGAAAUCCAGCCGCUGGCUUUUUCCUGUUACCCUCAACUACAGUUCCUGAACCUCUCUGCAACGCUGCUCGGGCAGGAUGACAACAGAGGAAUUAGGGAGUCUGCUUUUGCCAUCAGCACAUCUCCCAGUGAAGCCGCAAACAGGCCUGGAAACACCAUCAACAUGCUCGAUCUGAGCAGGACCUUUCUUGAGAAAAUUCAACCAGAGUGGACCAGAGACUUGCCCAACCUCAGAUCACUUCACCUGACAAAGAUGCCACGAUUAAGAAGCCUCGAUACUGACUUCCUCACGUCCAUGCCGGGUCUCCGAGAGCUGAACUGUCAAGACUCCCACUCACUGGGUUUUGUGAAGACAGAGAUGUUUGACAGUGCUCCUCAUCUGAGCCAUCUCUCGUUUGAGAACUGCAACCUGAGUUCCUUUAAUCCUUGGAAUACUGAUUCAUCAGAUAGUAUCAUCAUCAACUUGUAUGGAAAUCCUCUGUUAUGCGACUGCCAGCUCUCCUGGCUGCUCUCCAAGCCCAAAGAAGUUGUGCUGCAAAAGGCUUGGGAGACUUUUUGCAACACAUCCCAGGAAGAUUGGGACAGACCUUCAACAUCUUUUUCACUGCUAGAGCUCUACGAUAAAUGCCAGUCUGAGAGAAACCAGUCUGAGAGAAACGUUACACUACCCGAUUCAAACACACCCUCUCCCGAAAACAAUGCUUUCAGCCUUACCAGUUAUGAUGCAACUAGCGUAGUAACAACAACAGACUCUGCUCCACUAACCAAAGACACUUAUACCAGCUCCCGAAUUCAAAGGAAUGUAAUGAGCACAACUGCAGCCGUCCCAACUGAGCUGAUGCUGACAAAGGCCAACAGUUCCUCCCACGAGGAGGAGGCAGUUUCCGAAUCCACGAGCCAUCCCCCUUCCUUCGCGUCCGUAACCACCUCCCCGGGUUUUCUCAAAGAGCUCUAUAGUCACUCCUCGGAUUAUGGCUCCACGAGUCAAACUGAAACAGAUCAGCUAAAGAGAGAGCUCAGAACGACUGAUGCGACGUUUCCCCAGGAAGGCCCAUUCAACCAGCCCACUAGUGAUUAUUCCACUAGAGCAACAGGAAACCCCGAUGCCACUGACCAUUAUAUCCACUCCUUUGCCACUCACGCUGGGGAAGGUACAGCACAAACGAGCCUACCACAGCUGAACUCCACAAGGACCAAUGCUCAGUCAGAGCCUGCAUCCACCAGAUCACUAAUACACUAUGUAGAUGACUACGAUUACGAUGAACAGUCGACAAAAACCCCAGUGCAACUGGCGUACAUCUCCUGUGACUACAACCCUUGCAGACACCUUCAGAAGCCGUGCAGUGAACUUCAGAGUGCAUCCCAAUGUUUAUGUCCUGGCAUGUCGAGGGAAAAUGAGGUUCCAGAUCCACCGAGGCUCAGAGAGGUGUCUGAAGUUACAGACAGCUCUGCUCAGAUACGCUGGUGCGCCCCAAAUUCAGUUGUUCACACCUAUGAGCUGAAGCUUCAUGCCCAAGGCAACGAGGACAGACAGUUUGUCCUGGACAAUAUUUAUUCCACAGCAAGGCAGUACACUCUGUAUAAUCUAUUACCAUACACCACUUACCACAUUUGCGUGACUGCUUUGAACAAAGCAGGGUCAAGCCAGACAGCAAGUCAGGGAAUUCCAGGUAAUUCGUGCACCAGAUUUAAAACAAAACCCAGCUACACGUCUGUCUUUGCUGCUCUGUCUGCAGCAAGCGGACUCCUCCUUAUUUCCACAAUUAUUUUGUCUGUAUGUCUGUGUAAGGCAUGUAAAAAGCCUCAGAGUGAGCAAUAUGGUACACACUUAGUCUCUUAUAAGAACCCAGCAUUUGAUUAUCCGUUAAAACUACAAACCACUAAUUAG